CUCGGUUUCCUACGCACAAACAAAACUUUCCUGCCACCCCGGGCAAUAUUGGGCUCCUCAGUGUUUUGACAACCUGAAAUAUUGGAAUCUCUGACGUUUUCUGAAGCAAAAAAACAGAUUAAGUCAGUGUUUUUUUGUGUGUUUUUUGUCAGGAUGUACAGCUUCAUGGGAGGUGGGUUGUUCUGCGCCGGAGUCGGGAACAUACUCCUCAUCGUCUCCACGGCAACCGACUACUGGAUGCAGUACCGUCACUCCAGCAAUUACAUGCACCAGGGCCUGUGGCGGUACUGUGUGCCGGGGAAAUGCAUGACACACACGGACAGCAUUGCGUACUGGGACGCCACCCGGGCUUUCAUGAUUCUCUCCCUGCUGGCUUGCUUCAUCGGCAUCGUGAUCGGGGUCAUGGCCUUCAUCCACUACUCCUCCUUCGACGGGUUUGACAAGACAUUUGCAGCCGGCAUCCUCUUCUUCAUCUCCUGCUUCUUUGUGUUGCUGGCCAUGGCAGUCUACACUGGAGUGACGGUGAACUACUAUGGUAAACGCUAUGGCAGCUGGCGGUUCUCCUGGUCCUAUAUAAUGGGCUGGGUGGCAGUGGUGCUCACAUUCUUCUCAGGUAUCUUCUACAUGUGUGCCUACAGGAUGCAUGAAUGCCCAAGAAACUCUAACUCACGCUGACCUGCCAAAGCCUUCAACAGUCGCACACACACACACACACACACACACACACACACACACACACACACACUCACACAAGGCCGAGAGGAACCAAUAUCCCAAUGAACUUUGCAAGCACUUCCUGUUGAGCUAAAUAUUCACGAUAAAGCAAAAAUAAAUACAAUCAGUGCU
Messenger RNA from Platichthys flesus (European flounder), 846 nucleotides. Its product is annotated as lens fiber membrane intrinsic protein-like. The record is from RefSeq and is a predicted model, not a curated record. Bases 154 to 675 code for a protein of 173 amino acids. The transcript is spliced from 5 exons. Gene Ontology annotation, cellular component: plasma membrane. Lineage: Eukaryota; Metazoa; Chordata; Actinopteri; Pleuronectiformes; Pleuronectidae. Gene Ontology annotation, molecular function: structural constituent of eye lens.